CCUUUAUAUUUUCAGUGUCUGAUCAACCCAGCCAGAUUUAUGACUGUGUCCUAUAAUGGCAUCUGUAAAAUUAGAGAAAGAGUCUCCGGCAAGUGUUCAAAGGUCAAAGCUACUCACUUUCAAGGAAGCUAUCAGAAAUUUGUUACAGUUAACAAGAUCAUGCCGCACACCUCUAGGUAAAACGAAAAUUUUACAGAACACAAGUGGAGGUAGUAUGACCUUGACCUCAUCUUCGAAGAGAUUGCUCCAGAGUUUGUCAGUGAGGAAGCCAAUCAUUCAACUGCUUGUUUUUGCCACUCAGGGUCACCUGAGUGCUUACAGUGAUGGUGGUCUAUUUCUUGCUUCUUUAGCAUCAGAUCUUGUUCUCAGAUCUGUAGAUUCAAAUCAGAAUGCAAAAAUAUUGGCCGAGGUUUAUGAAACAUUUUUGACCUUAUCUCUAGAAUAUUUAAACAGUGAUGUCUGUGCAUUUAAAUAUAAAGCCAUGAUGUCGGAUAUUAAAUUUAUGAAAUCAUUUGUGAAAAGUGUAUUGGGAACAAAGUCAUUGUGCCAAUGGGACAAAUCAAAACUUGGGCACAUAUCAAAUAUUGUUUUGGAAACUUUCCUUCAGUGUCUCUCUGAUGACAGUCAGAGUAUGCAUGCAUCUGAUAAUGUCUUUGUGAUGGCAACUUUAGGUCUAGAUAUGUUAGAAAGCAAAAGUAUUUGUGGACUUUUAUUGCCAGCACCAGAACUGUCAAAGUUCAAGGUGAAACCUUUAAAGCCAAAACUGUUUGUUCAGGCCAAAGGCAGGACUAUAAAAGUGGCCUUAAUAACAACUUCUUUAUCAGGUGAUUUAGAUGAACUAUCUGGUGUAAAAUACGAAGUUAGUCAAGAUAUUUCAGUGGAUACGGAAAUUCUGGAAGGGUUAUCGGGUUUUUGUGAUUCCAUAGUCCAGUCUAAUGUUGGACUGGUUCUCUGUCAGAAAGUGAUACAUCCAAAAUUGAAGCUCAUUCUGAGAAAAUCUGGAGUAAUUGUGAUAGAUAGGAUUGGGCUACAGCUGGUGAAAUAUAUAGUUAAAUUAACAGAUUGUGUACCGAUCCAGAGUCUGGCUAAUUCUACAUCAGAGAACUCCUUUGGACAUAUAGAUGAUGUCCAACAUAAAAUUGUAAAUAAAAUGAGCUAUCUACACUUGACAAGGGCAGACAACCCUGUAUCAACACUUAUAUUGUAUCACUGCCAGGAUCAACCCCUGCAAGAGCUUAAGGAUGUAUGUAUUACCAGUCUAGACAGUUUCCAGCAUCUUCUGUAUACCCCUGCAGUACUGGCUGGUGGUGGAUGCUGGCAAGUGGGUUUGUCAAACUAUUUAAGAAAUAAGAUUGAGAAUGAGAAAAGAAAGUUAUCGGAGGAUCUAGAAUGUCCAGCCAGCACUAUACAGCAAGCAUGCACAUUGUUCAGACAGGCUUUAAUAACAGCAGCUCUGGGAGAAGUUCAUAGCUAUAGUGUAAGCAGACAUAGUGGUCAUGUGUUCAGCAAUGAUGAUGUCAUAGGUGAUGAUGAUAGUGAUGAUAAUGAUGGUGGUGGUGACAGAUACUGCUUGUGUGGUAUCUACAAAGCUAGAAAAGAUGAAGAACUGAUCAGAUUAAGAGAAGAUGAAGACAUGUGUGUGAAAACAGAAGCUGGAAAAUUGCCUGUAGGAGAUGCUAUAGAGAAAUAUGAUAGUGUUGUCAUGGAUAGUUUUAGCAUGUGUGUGAACGCAUUACAGACGUCUGUGUUGACUGCAUGUUCUGUGCUGAAGAUUGGCCAAGUUGUUGAAAAUUUGUGAUGAGAAUAAUUUGUUGUUUUUAUUAGCAAAUUUAUUUGUCUUUCAUCUGCAUAUUAUUUUAUUGAAUAUUGGCUGGGCUGCUGGGAAUAUUUAAUGGUAAUUUAUUUUUAAAGACCUAAGUAGUAACUGAAUUAAAUUGUCUAA
This is a messenger RNA of Mercenaria mercenaria, 1942 nucleotides long. Its product is annotated as molecular chaperone MKKS-like. The record is from RefSeq and is a predicted model, not a curated record. Bases 56 to 1798 code for a protein of 580 amino acids. The transcript has 4 exons. Gene Ontology annotation, cellular component: nucleus; kinociliary basal body; cytoplasm. NCBI's taxonomy places the organism in Eukaryota, Metazoa, Mollusca, Bivalvia, Venerida, Veneridae. Gene Ontology annotation, molecular function: ATP binding. Gene Ontology annotation, biological process: intracellular transport; developmental process; cilium assembly.